UACCUCUUCCACCUGCUAAGAUUUAUGUGAAUUUUGGUAGGGUUUUGUUUGUUUGUUUUUCAUUCUUGAUUUUACAGGAAGAGGAUGCAAGGCUAUAAGGUUCUGUGGGUCCCGGGUUCAGAUCAUGCUGGAAUUGCCACGCAGGCCGUGGUGGAAAAAAAGAUCUGGAAGGAACGGCGCGCCCUGCGACAGGACCUCACACGAGAGGAUUUCCUCCAAGAAGUCUGGAAAUGGAAGGAGGAAAAGGGAAAUGAAAUAUUCCAACAGUUGAAGGUGAUGGGUGCCUCCUUAGACUGGGACCGUGUCUGUUUCACCAUGGACUCUGGCUUUUCCCAGGCGGUGACCGAGGCGUUUGUGCGAUUGCACGAGCAAGGCCUGGUGUAUCGGGACAAGCGUUUAGUAAACUGGUCGUGUGCCUUGCGGUCGGCCAUUUCUGACAUUGAGGUGGAGAACAGGCAGCUCGGGGGACGGACGGAGCUCUUGGUGCCUGGAGUCCCGGGCAAAGUACCCUUUGGGGUUUUGGAGACCUUUGCCUACAAGGUGGAUGGAGAGGAAGGUGAGUUUACCAUGUUAAGCAAGCUUGUGCAGGAACAAACGAUAGCGGGCGGCAACCUAACCUUAAACAGGAUG
Messenger RNA from Pogona vitticeps (central bearded dragon), 630 nucleotides. NCBI's taxonomy places the organism in Eukaryota, Metazoa, Chordata, Lepidosauria, Squamata, Agamidae. The record is from RefSeq and is a predicted model, not a curated record.